Chelmon rostratus (copperband butterflyfish) is the source of this 1849-nucleotide messenger RNA. RefSeq names its product apolipoprotein Eb (gene apoeb). Gene Ontology annotation, cellular component: extracellular region; intermediate-density lipoprotein particle. The transcript is spliced from 6 exons. Bases 16 to 1116 code for a protein of 366 amino acids. Lineage: Eukaryota; Metazoa; Chordata; Actinopteri; Chaetodontiformes; Chaetodontidae. Gene Ontology annotation, molecular function: lipid binding. The record is from RefSeq and is a predicted model, not a curated record. Gene Ontology annotation, biological process: negative regulation of neuron apoptotic process; regulation of amyloid-beta clearance; positive regulation of nitric-oxide synthase activity.
GGUUUCACUGAAAGUAUGACUCGCCUGGCUUUUACUUUUCGUAAAAGCGGAUUGCUCAACCAGCGACAACAGGGCUGUGAGAACUUCGGACGCCGUGUUGGUGGCACGUUGCGCGGAGAGAAAACAGGAAUCCGUGCAGACAGCAAUCAUCAUCACCACGUGGACGCGCGCGCGAUACCUCCCACCCCGCGUGACACGCGCAGCAGCAGCCUCCCGGGACUGUAUAAAAGCCCUCUGUCACCGAUCAGGGAGCACGGAGGAAGCACAACCGCUCAGGUGUAUCUAACAAUCAUGAAGGCUGUAGCUCUGAUUCUUGCUCUGGCAGUCAUCACCGGCUGCAAUGCCCGUGCUGUGCGCCAGGCCGACGCCACCCCACUCAGCUGGGAGGACUCGGUGGAUCGCUUCUGGCAGUCCAUCUCUGACCUGACCCAAAAAGCUGAUGGAGUUUUGCAGGAUCUGAAGGCCUCUCAGCUCAGCAGGGAGCUUGACACUCUGAUCGCUGACACCAUGGCAGAGCUGACCACAUACAGAGAUGAAAUCCAGACCAAGCUGGGCCCCUACGCUGAUGCUGGCCAGCUGACUCAGGACAUGCAGCUUCUGGCCCACAGACUCCAUAAGGACAUGAUGGAUGCCAAGGACCGCGGCACUGAUUAUCUGGGUGAGCUCAAGACCAUGAUGGAGCAGAACGGCGAUGAUGUCCGCAGCCGCAUCAACACCUACACCCGCAAGCUGAAGAAGCGCCUGAACACAGAUACUGAGGAGAUUCGCAACACUGUGGCCACCUACCUGGGUGAGAUCCAGUCCCGCACCUCCCAGAACCUGGAGGCCGCAAGGGAGCAGGUUGUGCCCUACGUCCAGCAGGCCAGUGACUCCGCCACCAAGAAGCUGAGCGACAUGUCCUCCCUGCUGAAGACCCAGGCUGAGGGCUUGGGACAGCAGCUGGAGACCCAGGCAGAGGGCAUCCGGACCCAGCUGGAGGCCACCGCCCAGGAGCUGCGCACCUCCCUGGAGGGCAAGAUCGACGAGCUCGCCAAGCUGUUCGCCCCCUACACCGCUGAGAUCCGUGAGAAGUUUGAGACCAUCGUGGACCAGGUCAAGGAGACCGCCACCGCCUAAAGAGAGAGACUCUGAGGGUCUUUAAAGGGUUUUAGAUGGUUGGUGGUCCACUGUUUGUAGCAAGAGGGAUGUGUAAACCACUAAUUUCUUUAGACCCUGACAAAGAUGGGAAAGGGGGGAGCUGAGAGUUACAGAUCUUCGUUUGGGUGCUCCAUGGUUCAGGAUAAGGGGGUUGGUGAGAUGAAGGAGGGAGGAUGUGUGGGACAGAACAGUCAGCAGAUAAACUUCUGUUUGGGUUCUUCUGCACAGUCACCCUUUCUUAUCUUAUCCACUCGCUUCACUGAACACCAGCACCCCACACAGCCUUUAAUACACCAGGAGACAAUUAUUUGUAAUAUGCUUCGCUUUUCUACUUCAAAUUAACUGUUCUUGCUGCCUAUUCCCCAAGUUUUUUUUGUCUUGAGUAUCCUACAUUUUGUUUGGUUGUAAAUAUAACUCAAUGGGCAGGCAUUCCAGCCCGAAUCAUCCCUGAAUGCACCAAACACGAGUGUCUUUCAUUUCAAUAAAUGCACUGAAUUUUUCUAAAGGUGAUACUGGACCAGUGCCCUUCUGUGUUGUCUGCAUUUCCUGUUCACAGAGGAGUGACAUGUAAAGUAACUCCGUGCAGUUAUGACAAUCAGUUUGACCCUUGUGUUCCACAUGUCGUUUGUCCACCAUGCUGCUCGCUGUCUGUGCGCCGUCUGUGCUGCAGUGUGUUGGAAAGUGCUGAAUGAAUAAAGAACCUAGAACCUAA